AUGUCAAAGCUGCUGAGUCGUGGUUUACAUGCUUCUAAUGUAUUAAGAACUUACAGCAAUGUUAAACUAACCUUAUUUUCCAAAAAGGACUGUGGCCUUUGUGAUAGUGCCAAAAACGUACUUAACUCCUUGACUCAAUCUCCAGAUUAUAAGUCUGUAGAAUGUAGUAUUGUUGAUGUAAAACUUCCUGAAAACAAAAGAUGGUGGGAUAUGUACUGUUUCGAUGUUCCUGUCUUGCACAUCGAAGAUAAGAGGGAUCAUACUAAGCUACACAAGGUAUUCCAUCGGCUAAAUGAAAAUCAAGUAAAAGACUUAAUUAAUGAAAUCAAAAAGGAAAUAUAG
Eremothecium sinecaudum is the source of this 342-nucleotide messenger RNA. RefSeq names its product Mgp12p (gene MGP12). The coding region runs from base 1 to 342 and encodes 113 amino acids. Lineage: Eukaryota; Fungi; Ascomycota; Saccharomycetes; Saccharomycetales; Saccharomycetaceae. The record is from RefSeq and is a predicted model, not a curated record. The transcript has a single exon.